This is a messenger RNA of Batrachochytrium dendrobatidis JAM81, 2787 nucleotides long. RefSeq lists its product as uncharacterized. Gene Ontology annotation, molecular function: guanyl-nucleotide exchange factor activity. Lineage: Eukaryota; Fungi; Chytridiomycota; Chytridiomycetes; Rhizophydiales. The transcript has 11 exons. Bases 1 to 2787 code for a protein of 928 amino acids. The record is from RefSeq and is a predicted model, not a curated record. Gene Ontology annotation, biological process: positive regulation of GTPase activity; Ras protein signal transduction. Gene Ontology annotation, cellular component: plasma membrane.
AUGGAGUCACCCAAGAUAACUACACACCAAGCUGCGUCCUAUCGAACCUCGAUGUUAUCCAUUGCGUCGUCAACAAUACCAAGGACAGCUCAUUCAAAUGCAGCAAGCCAUAGUGGAUUAGCCCCAAGUUUGUUGACAACAGUAUUAACUCACCAAACCGAGGGUCAGGAAUUUGCUCAUGACUUUUAUGUGCGCGUACAGCUACCAACAGGAGAUACAACCGUGAUUUUAGCCGACGAAGACACGUCGAUAUCAGAAGUUGUUCAAAAAGUAGAGGAGAAAAAGCUAAUCACCAUUGAAGGGUGGCAUGUAACCAUUUUUUUACCUGGCGGAAAGAAAUUUGAUACUGAUCCUGAGCAGACACUAAGCAACUUCAAGGAGAUAGACAAACUUGUGAUUGCGGGGACCAUCGCAUCAUUAUAUCCUUUAGCACCAGUAGGGUCUAGCUAUUUGGGCAAAUCCUUUAAUCAAAGAAGAGGGUCAACCUUGGUUUCUCCACAAGCAAAGCAGACUACCACACGAAUGAGUAGCGACGUUUUUUCAUCGACUCAAUUAGACCAAGCCGAUGUUGUAUCCUUAAAAGGAUCGGCAAGAUUCAAGUCUGGUUUCAAAUCAGCACUGUCCGCUGUAUUUGGAAAACGGAAUCUGGCUAACCUUGAAAUUAGAACUUCAAUCAUUAGUCGUGGUUCUGAUUCUGUUGGACGUGCAUCGGGUCCACAUUCUGCUUCUAUUGUGAACGAUAAGCCAUAUACUUAUACAAACCCAAGUAUAGAACAAAAUAGAAAGUUGAUGCAAUCAGUAGAUAUUUCAUCCAGUCAGCAAUUUGACUCGAUUUUGAAUUUACGGCGCACUAUGGCUAGCCAAAACGAAAUAUCGCGCUCAACAGAGUCACAAAAUCAAGUACCUCCACAAACGGCAGAUGAUAUAGAAGACAUUCAACAAUCCACUCUUGUAUCGCAAAGCAUGUUUCCGGAAGAGCUAUCUAUAAGUUAUGCAAGCACCAUUAUGGAGCAAAAGUACGAUGGAGAUAGUUUUUCAUUACUCCAUGGCGGUAGUCCAUUGUUAGACAAUUACGCAGGCUCUAGAAGUGCUUUGGAAACCGAGCCAAUAGAUAGAAUCAAAGAUAAGAUAAUCUCAUCUGAUCAACUGGGAAGUAGUGCCUCGAUUAUUUCUCGAAGUGGUCGUCGGAGAAGUUAUUCGCAACCAGUUGUCCGGCCAGAGUUUGUUGCAACACUCAGACGACGUCCUAUCAAUUUUGAUCAAAGCAUUAAUGUUACAGAUUCGACAUCGGAUGACUCAGCUUCCAUGGUUUUGGUGAAAAUGCACUACAUUGAUGAAAGUGUUGUUGUUCUCAAAAUUCCAAGCACCAUGACUCUUGAGCAGCUCUUAAUUAAUCUUUGCAAGAGAAGAGGUUAUGAUUGUGCAACUCAUACAUUUGAAAUGCAAGAUAAGAGUGUGAUUGCUGAGCUUGAUCGUCGAGUCGAUUAUUUUGGCAAGGAAGAUGAGCAGCUAGAGUUGUUUAUAGUCAAAAAAGCCAAGGCUUACAGCACGACAUGCGUAAACGAAGGAGGCGUAGAUGUAAUGUGCAUGCAGGUCAUUGGGGGAAAAACCCAGAUCAUUGCAGCCACUCUUGAAAAGAUUUUUGAAAUAUUAGCCGAUGCAACUGAAACAGAUAAUGCAUUCGUAGAUGUGAUCCUUCUUACGUUUAGAUCAUUUAUAACGCCAAUUGAGUUUUUUGAUCAACUCAUUGCUCGAUUUUAUUGUGAUCUCCCAUUAAAUCCAAGCCAAGAAGAUAUCGAGUACUUUAAUUCAAUGAAAAUUCCCACUCAGCGUCGUGUUUUAUUUGUUCUUCAAUUGUGGAUUGAGCAUCACUGGCACGAUUUUGGUCUGUCAAGUCAGCUUCGUCAGCAUCUUGACAGAUUUUUCAAGGAAAUUUCGGAAUACCGUGAUCACGACUUUGGAGCAGAGCAUUACGAAAUCACACGGCUAGUUGAAAGACGAAAAGUGUGGUACGAAGAUCUUCUUGCCACUUACACUUUGGGUGGAGAGAGAAGAGGAAAAACAAUAGAAAGCAUGUUUUUGGACCUUGAGCCUGUCGAAGUAGCCCAGCAGCUCUGCAUUCACAAUAGUGGUAUUUUUAGAAGUAUCCAGCCUAUUGAAUUUCUCAAUGAAAUAUGGAGUGGGGAUAUUGACAGUUCUCCAUCCUUCAAAUUUUUUGUCGAGCGAUUUGACAAGGAGUCGUAUUGGACUGCAACAGAGCUUGUAAAAGUUAAAGAUCUCAAAAAGAGAACUUUGAUCUUGAAGAAAUUCAUUCAGCUUAUCAAGGAGUCGUUGAGUUUGAACAACUUUUUUACCACUUUUUCGUUGAUCGCAGGCCUAAAUCUCACUCCAGUUCAGAGAUUGAAAAAAACAUGGGAGGCACUACCCGAAAAAUCAAAAAAACUAUGGAGCGAGGUAGAAAAGAUUGCAGAUCCAUCUAAAAAUAUGAAAAUCUAUCGGGAUCAACUGGCUGCAUCAGUACCCCCAAUGGUUCCAUUUUUGCCAAUAUAUUUAAAAGAUUUGACAUUUAUAAACGAUGGAAACCAGUCGAAAGCUCGAGGCAUGAUCAAUAUAGAAAAGCUUCGCAUGAUGUCAAGUCGUGUUUUGGAGAUUACAUCGCUAUCAAAAGUGGAGUACACGUUUGAAUCAAAGCCUGCCAUUCUAAACUACUUGGCAAAACCGCCCGUUGAACGGAAUUUAGCAAAGCUCAAGGAAUUGGCUACAGAAAUAGAGCGAGAUCUCAAAUGA